Messenger RNA from Lepus europaeus (European hare), 10536 nucleotides. It is a transcript of the gene COL6A3, whose product is annotated as collagen type VI alpha 3 chain. The record is from RefSeq and is a predicted model, not a curated record. Lineage: Eukaryota; Metazoa; Chordata; Mammalia; Lagomorpha; Leporidae. The transcript has 44 exons. Gene Ontology annotation, molecular function: protein binding; serine-type endopeptidase inhibitor activity. The coding region runs from base 214 to 9903 and encodes 3229 amino acids.
ACUCCAGUGCCGAGCUCAGUCUUGUGGGCUGCAGCCUCCGUGAGGGCUGCGGGAGGAGUCGCCUCCGGAGUCCCCGACGUGGGAGGAGAAGGCCACGGGCAGCGAGCGGGAACAGGAUGCGCCCUGGUCCAGCAUAACGGAUCUCGAAGCCCGGGGACAUAGCCGUCUUGGGGUUUGCUCAGGGUUCAUACUUGGUGCUUAGACAAACUCAGAAUGAGGAAACAUCGACAUUUGCCCUUCGUGGCCUUGUGCGUCUUCCUCUCAGGCUUUUUGGCGACUCACGGCCAACAGCAGCAGCAAGCAGAUGUCAAAAAUGGUGCCGCUGCCGAUAUAAUAUUUCUAGUGGAUUCCUCUCGGAGCCUUGGGAAGGAGCGUUUCCCACUCGUUCGCCAGUUCCUAUAUGAUGUGAUAGAGUCCUUGGCGGUGGGGGACAGUGAUUUCCAUUUUGCUCUGGUCCACCUCAACGGAAGCGCACAGACCGAGUUCCUGUUAAAUACGUAUCGUACUAGCCAAGAAGUGCUCUCUCACGUCUCCAACAUGUCUUACCCCGGGGCGAGCAAUGAGACCGGACAAGGAUUAGCAUAUAUAAUACAAGAGCACCUCACCACGGCUGCCGGGAGCCGGGCCGCAGCCGGGGUCCCUCAGGUUAUCGUAGUCUUAACCGAUGGACGCUCGGAGGACGGCCUUGCCCUGCCCUCAGCCGAACUUGAGUCUGCUGGCGUUAAUGUGUUUGCCAUUGGAGUUGAGGAUGCACACGAAGGCGCGUUGAGAGAAAUGGCCAGCGAGCCGCUCAGUACGCAUGUUUUCAACCUAGAGAAUCUCACCUCACUUCACGACAUAGUGGGGCGCCUGGUGUCCUGUGUGCACUCCUCCGUGAGUCCAGGAGGGGCUGGGGACUCGGACACUGUUAAAGACAUCACAGCACAAGACUCUGCUGAUGUUAUUUUCCUAAUUGAUGGAUCAGACAACACCGGAAGUGCCCAUUUCGCAGUCAUUCGCGACUUCCUUGUUAAUGUCCUUGAGAGACUGUCGGUCGGAGCUCAGCAGAUCCGAGUGGGGGUGGUCCAGUAUAGCGAGGAGCCCAGAACCAUGUUCUCCUUGGACACCUACUCCUCCAAGGCCCAGGUUCUGGACGCGGUGAAAGCCCUCGGGUUCGCUGGUGGGGAGUUGGCCAACCUCGGCCUGGCCCUCGAGUUCGUGGUGGAGAAGCACUUCACCCGGGCCGGGGGCAGCCGCGUGGAGGAGGGGGUUCCCCAGGUGCUGGUCCUCAUAAGUGGCGGGCCGUCCAGUGACGAGAUCCGCGACGGGGCGCUCGCCCUGAAGCAGGCUAGCGUGUUCUCGUUCGGCCUCGGCGCCCAGGCCGCCCCCCGGGCAGAGCUCCAGCACAUAGCUACCGAUGACAACCUGGUGUUUACGGUCCCGGAGUUCCGUAGCUUGGGGGACCUCCAGGACCAGUUACUGCCCUACAUUGUAGGCGUGGCCCAAAGGCACAUUGUCUUGCAACCGCCAACCAUUGUCACGCAAGUCAUUGAAGUCAACAAGAGAGACAUAGUCUUCCUGGUGGAUGGCUCCUCCAAACUGGGACCGGCCAACUUCAACGCCAUCCGAGACUUCAUCAUCAAAGUCCUGCAGAGGCUGGAAAUCGGGCAGGACCUGAUCCAGGUGGCAGUGGCCCAGUACGCAGACACGGUCAGGCCCGAGUUCUAUUUCAAUACCUACCCCACCAAGAGGGAGGUCAUAACCGCCGUGCGGAGAAUGAAGCCCCUGGACGGGGCGGCCCUGAACACGGGCUCCGCCCUGGACUUCGUUCGCAACAACCUGUUCACGAGCUCCGCCGGCUACCGGGCCGCAGAGGGUGUGCCCAAGCUCUUGGUGCUGGUCACGGGCGGUAAGUCCCUGGAUGACGUCAGCCAGCCGGCCCAGGAGCUGAAGAGGAGCAGCAUCCUGGCCUUCGCCAUUGGGAACAGCGUGGCCGAUCAGGCGGAGCUGGCAGAGAUCGCGUUCGACCCCACCCUGGUGUUCACCACUGCCGAGUUCCGGGCGGCCCCGUUGCAGGCCAUGCUGGGCAACGUGCUGGCGCCCCUGAGGACCCUCUCUGGGACCACGGAAGUUCACGCAAACAAAAGGGAUAUCAUCUUCCUCCUGGACGGCUCGGUCAACGUCGGACAGACCAAUUUCCCUUACGUGCGGGACUUUGUCGUGAGCCUAGUUAACAGCCUCGAUGUCGGAAGCGACAACAUCCGUGUGGGUUUAGUGCAAUUCAGCGACACUCCGGUCACGGAGUUCUCGCUAGACACGUACCAGACCAAGCCCGAGCUGCUGGCUCACCUGCGGCAGCUGCAGCUCCAGGGCGGGGCGGGCCUCAACACGGGCUCGGCCCUGAGCUAUGUCCAUGCCAACCACUUCUCCGAAGCCGGCGGCAGCAGGAUCCGGGAACACGUGCCGCAGCUCCUGCUCCUGCUCACGGCCGGGCCGGCUCAGGACUCAUACCUGCCAGCUGCCAAUGCCCUGGCCCGCGCGGGCAUCCUGACCUUUUGUGUGGGGGCCAACCGGGCCAAUAAGGCCGAGCUGGAGCAGAUCGCUUUUAACCCCAGCCUGGUGUAUCUCAUGGACGAUUUCAGCUCCCUGCCGGCUUUGCCACAGCAGCUGAUUCAGCCCCUGACCACUUACGUUAGUGGAGGCGUGCAGGAGGUUCCGCUCGCCCAGCCAGAGAGCAAGCGAGACAUCCUGUUCCUCUUGGAUGGCUCCGCCAAUCUCGUGGGCCAGUUCCCUGCCGUCCGCGACUUCCUGUACAGGAUCAUCGAGGAGCUGGACGUGCAGCCGGAGGGGACGCGGGUGGCCGUGGCUCAGUACAGCGAUGACGUCAGGGUGGAGUCACGUUUCGAUGAGCACCAGAACAAGCCGGACAUCCUGAGCCUGGUGAAGAGGAUGAAGAUCAAGACCGGCAAAGCCCUGAACCUGGGCUAUGCGCUGGACUACGCGCAGAGGUACGUGUUCGUGAAGUCGGCGGGCAGCCGUGUUGAGGACGGCGUGCUGCAGUUCCUGGUGCUGCUGGUGGCCGGCCGGUCCUCCGACCGCGUGGACGGCCCGGCGGACAACCUGAAGAGGAGCGGCGUCGUGCCCUUCAUCCUCCAAGCCAAGAACGCGGACCCCAGCGAGCUGGAGAAGAUCGUGCCCUCCCCUGCCUUCAUUCUGGUCGCCGAGUCGCUCCCCAAGAUCGGGGACCUGCAGCCUCAGAUUGUGAACCUCCUCAAAUCCGUGCAGAACGGGGCCCCGGCGCCAGUCUCAGGUGAGAAGGACGUGGUGUUCCUGAUCGACGGCUCCGAGGGCGUCCGCAGCGGCUUCCCUCUGCUGAAGGAGUUUGUGCAGAGAGUGGUGGAGGGCCUGGACGUGGGCCCGGACCGCGUCCGCGUGGCCCUGGUGCAGUACAGCGACCGCACCAGGCCUGAGUUCUACCUCAACUCCUACAUGGACCGGCAGGGCGUCCUCGGCGCCAUCGGCAGACUGGCCCCGCUGGGCGGGCCGACCCCCAACACGGGGGCCGCCCUGGACUUUGUCCUGAGGAACAUCCUGGUCGGCUCGGCGGGCAGCAGGAUGGCAGAGGGCAUCCCGCAGCUGCUCAUCGUGCUGACGGCCGACAGGUCUGGGGACGACGUGCGGGGCCCCUCGGUGGUGCUGAAGAGGGGCGGGGCCGUGCCCAUCGGCAUCGGCAUUGGCAACGCCGACAUCUCGGAGAUGCAGACCAUCUCUUUCAUCCCCGACUUCGCCGUGGCCAUCCCCACCUUCCGGGAGCUGGGGACGGUGCAGCAGGUCAUCUCGGAGCGGGUGACCCAGCUCAAUCGGGAGGAGCUCAGCAGGCUGCAGCCGAUCUUCCUGCCUCCCCCGAGCCCAGGUGCGGGCAGCAAGAGGGACGUGGUCUUUCUCAUCGACGGGUCGCAGAACGCCGGCCCUGAGUUUCAGUACAUCCGCACCCUCAUCGAGAGGCUGGUCGAGUACCUGGACGUGGGCUUCGACACCACCCGCGUGGCCGUCAUCCAGUUCAGCGAGGACCCCAAGGUGGAGUUCCUGCUGAACGCCCACUCCAGCAAGGACGAGGUGCAGAGCGCCGUGCGGCGGCUGCGGCCCAAGGGCGGGCGGCAGCUCAAUGUCGGCAGCGCCCUGGAGUACGUGUCCAGGAACAUCUUCAAGAGGCCGCUGGGCAGCCGGAUCGAGGAGGGCGUGCCGCAGUUCCUGGUGCUGGUCUCCUCGGGGAAGUCGGACGAUGAGGUGGACGACUCCGCGGCCGAGCUCAAGCAGUUUGGCGUGGCCCCGUUCGUCGUGGCCAGGAGCCCCGACCGCGAGGAGCUGCUCAAGAUCUCACUGAGCCCCGAGUACGUGUUCUCCGUGAGCACCUUCCGGGAGCUGCCCAGCCUGGAGCAGAAGCUGCUGACGCCCAUCACGACCCUGACCGCCGAGCAGAUCCAGCGGAUUCUGUCCGCCACCAGCUACCCGCCCCCAGCUGUUGAGAGCGACGCGGCCGACAUCGUGUUUCUCAUCGACAGCUCUGACAGUGUCAGACCCGACGGCCUCGCACACAUUCGAGACUUUGUCGGCAGGAUCGUGCGUAGACUCCACAUUGGUCCCAGUAAAGUGAGGAUCGGGGUCGUGCAGUUCAGCAACGAGGUCUUCCCAGAGUUCUACCUGAAGACUUACAAGUCUCAGGGCCCCGUGCUCGAAGCCAUCCGGCGCCUGAGGUUCAAGGGGGGGUCUCCACUGAACACCGGCAAAGCCCUGGAGUUUGUGGCGAGAAAUCUCUUUGUGAAGUCAGCUGGGAGCCGGAUCGAGGACGGGGUGCCCCAGCACCUGGUCCUGUUCCUCGGGGGAAGGUCCCAGGAUGACGUCUCGAGGUUUGCGCAGGUGCUGCGUUCCUCCGGGAUCGUGAGCUUGGGCGUGGGAGACCGAAACGUCGACAGGGCGGAGGUACAGAGCAUCGCCAACGACCCCAGGCUGGUGUUCACCGUGCGGGAGUUCACCGACCUCCCCAGCAUAGAGGAGAGCGUCAUGAGCUCCUUCGGGCCCUCCGGGGCCACCCCUGUGCCGCCGGGCGUGGAUGUGCUUCCUCCUUCUCGGCCAGAGAAGAAGAAGGCGGACAUCGUGUUCCUGCUGGACGGGUCCAUCAAUUUCCGGAGGGACAGCUUCCAGGAAGUGCUCCGGUUCGUGGCCGAGAUCGUGGACACGGUGUACGAAGAGGGCGACUCCAUCCAGGUGGGGCUGGUGCAGUACAACUCCGACCCCACGGACGAGUUCUUCCUGAAGGACUUUUCCACCAAGAGGCAGAUCAUCGACGCCAUCAACAAGGUGGUCUACAAGGGGGGCAGGCACGCCAACACCAGGGUGGGCAUCGAGCACCUGCGGACGAACCACUUCGUGCCCGACGCCGGCAGCCGCCUGGACCAGAGGGUGCCUCAGAUCGCCUUUGUGAUCACCGGGGGCAAGUCGGUGGAGGACGCCCAGGACGUGAGCCUGGCGCUCACCCAGAAAGGCGUCAAAGUGUUUGCCGUGGGCGUGAGGAACAUCGACUCCGAGGAGGUGGCGAAGAUCGCGUCCAACAGCGCCACCGCCUUCCGCGUGGGCAACGUGCAGGAGCUGUCGGAGCUCAGCGAGCAAGUGCUGGAAACUCUGCACGACGCCAUGCACGAGACCCUGUGCCCCGGGGUGUCUGACAUCUCCAGAGCCUGCAACCUGGAGGUGAUUCUGGGCUUUGACGGCUCCAGAGACCAGAACAUCUUUGUGGCCCAGAAGGGCCUCGAGUCCAAGGUGGACACCAUCUUGAAUAGGAUCAGCCAGAUGCAAAGGAUCAGCUGUAGCGGCAGCCAGACGCCCACCGUGCGGGUGUCCGUGGUGGCCAACACGCCCACCGGCCCGGUGGAGGCCUUCGACUUUGACGAGUACCGGCCGGAGCUGUUCGAGAAGUUCCGCGGGAUGCGCAGCCAGCACCCGUAUGUGCUCACAGCUGACACGCUCCGGCUGUACCAGAACAAGUUCCAGCAGGCCUCGCCCGACAGUGUGAAGGUGGUCAUUCACUUCACUGACGGGGUGGACGGAGACCUGGCGGACUUACACAGAGCUUCCGAGGAGCUCCGGCAGCAAGGUGUCCGAGCCCUGAUCCUGGUGGGCCUGGAACGCGUGGCCAACCUGGAGCGGCUGACGCAGCUGGAGUUCGGGCGUGGCUUCAUGUAUGACAGGCCCCUGAGGCUUAACCUGCUCGACCUGGAUUACGAACUCGCCGAGCAGCUGGACAACAUUGCCGAGAAAGCUUGCUGUGGGGUCCCCUGCAAAUGCUCCGGAGAGAGGGGAGACCGAGGCCCCAUCGGCAGCAUCGGGCCAAAGGGCAUUUCUGGGGAAGAUGGCUACCGAGGCUAUCCUGGCGACGAGGGUGGACCUGGUGAGCGUGGUCCGCCCGGUGUGAACGGCACACAAGGAUUCCAGGGCUGCCCCGGCCAGCGAGGCGUGAAGGGCUCCCGAGGAUUCCCUGGGGAGAAGGGUGAGCUGGGCGAGAUCGGGCUGGACGGGCUGGACGGUGAAGAAGGAGACAAAGGGCUGCCCGGGACGUCGGGAGAAAAAGGGAGUCCCGGGAGAAGGGGGGAUAAAGGGCCGAAAGGUGACAAGGGAGAACGGGGCGACGUCGGCAUCCGCGGGGACCCGGGUGACUCGGGACAGGACAGCCAGCAGAGAGGACCCAAAGGAGAGACAGGUGACCUUGGCCCCAUGGGUCUCCCCGGGAGAGAUGGCGUUUCCGGAAGUCCUGGAGAAAUUGGGAAGGAUGGUGGCCUUGGCCGGAGGGGACCUGCAGGAGCUAAGGGCAACAGGGGUGGCCCCGGCCAGCCGGGCUUCGCGGGAGAGCAGGGCACCAGAGGUGCACAGGGCCCACCUGGUCCCACAGGGCCUCCAGGCCUGAUCGGUGAGCAAGGCAUUCCAGGACCUAGGGGAAGCGGAGGGACUGCCGGGCCUCCGGGAGAACGCGGCAGGAUUGGGCCCCUGGGGAGAAAGGGUGAGCCUGGAGAGCCGGGACCAAAAGGAGGCGUCGGCAGCCGUGGCCCUCGUGGGGAGACGGGCGACGACGGGCGAGAUGGAGUUGGCAAUGAGGGACGCAGAGGCAAGAAAGGAGAACGAGGUUUUCCCGGAUACCCAGGGCCGAAGGGUACCCCUGGUGAGCCCGGGGCGGACGGAGCACCAGGACCCAAAGGCGUGAGAGGCCGGAGGGGAAAUUCAGGACCUCCAGGGACUGUUGGGCAGAAGGGAGACCCCGGCUACCCAGGACCCUCUGGCCACAAGGGCAACAGAGGCGACUCCAUCGAUCAAUGCGCCCUGGUCCAGUCCAUCAAGGACAAGUGUCCCUGCUGCUAUGGGCCCCUGGAAUGCCCCGUCUUCCCCACGGAGCUGGCCUUUGCCUUGGACACCUCGGAAGGUGUCACUCAAGACGUGUUCAACCGCAUGAAAGACGUGCUCCUGAGUGUCGUGGGCAACCUGACCAUCGCGGAGAGCAACUGCCCGCGCGGUGCCCGCGUGGCCGUGCUCAGCUACAACAAUGAGGUGACCACGGAGAUCCGCUUCGCGGACUCCAGGAAGAAGUCGGCGCUGCUGAACAAGAUCAACAACCUCCAGGUGUCUCUGACGCGCAAGCAGCAGAGCCUGGACACGGCCAUGUCGUUCGUGGCCAGAAACACGUUUAAGCGCGUGCGCAGUGGCUUCCUGAUGAGGAAGGUGGCCAUCUUCUUCAGCAACAGGCCCACGCGCGCGUCCCCCCAGCUCAGGGAGGCUGUGCUGCAGCUCUCGGACGCGGGCAUCACCCCCUUGUUCCUCACGAGCCAGGAGGACCGGCAGCUCAUCAACGCCCUGCAGAUCAACAACACGGCGGUGGGGCACGCCCUCGUCCUGCCCGCCAGGAGGGACCUGGCCGGCUUCCUGCAGAAUGUCCUCACCUGCCACGUCUGCCUGGACAUCUGCAACAUCGACCCAUCCUGUGGAUUCGGCAGCUGGAGGCCGGCCUUCAGGGACAGGCGGGCAGCGGGCAGUGAUGUGGACAUUGACAUGGCUUUCAUCCUGGACAGCUCUGACACCACCACGCUGUUCCAGUUCAACGAGAUGAAGAAGUACAUCGGGUACCUGGUCAGACAGCUGGACAUAAGCCCGGACCCCAAGGCCUCCCAGCACUUUGCCAGAGUGGCCGUAGUGCAGCACGCACCCUACGAGUCCCUGGACAAUACCAGCGUGCCCCCCGUGAAGGUGGAAUUCUCCCUGACUGACUAUGGCUCCAAGGAGAAGCUGGUGGACUUCCUCAGCCUGAGGAUGAAGCAGCUGCAGGGGACUCGGGCCCUGGGCAGCGCCAUUGACUACACCAUAGAGCGCGUCUUCGAAAGUGCCCCCAACCCGCGCAACCUAAAGAUCGUGGUCCUGAUGCUGACGGGCGAGGUGCAGAAGCAGCAGCUGGUGGAGGCCCAGAGGGCCAUCCUGCAGGCCAAGUGCAAGGGCUACUUCUUCGUGGUCCUGGGCAUCGGCAGGAAGGUGAACGUCAAGGAGGUGUACAGCUUCGCCAGCGAGCCCAGCGACGUCUUCUUCAAGCUGGUGGACAAGUCCACGGAGCUCAAUGAGGAGCCCCUGAUGCGUUUCGGGAGGCUGUUGCCCUCGUUCGUCGGCAGUGACAAUGCGUUUUACCUGCCCCCUGACAUCAAGAAACAGUGUGACUGGUUCCAAGGGGACCAACCGGCCAAGAAUUCCAUGAAGUUUGGUCACAGACAAGUAAAUGUUCCAAAUAAUGUUACUUCAAGUCCGACAUCUAAACCAGUGACCACAACAACACCGGUGACCACCACAACGAAACCAGUAACCAUUGUAAACUUGCCAGCUGCAAAGCCAGCUGCCGCGAAGCCUGUGGUGGCAAAGCCCGUGGCCGCCAAGCCCGUGGCCGCCAACCCUGUGUCCACAAAACCCGUGGCUGCCAACCCGGUAGCUGCAAAGCCCAUGGCCGCCAACCCCGUGGCCGCGAAACCCAUGGCUGCCAACCCGGUGGCUGCGAAGCCCGUGGCUGCUAACUCUGUGGCCGUGAAACCUGUGGCUGCCAGCCCUGUGGCCGCGAAGACAGCCACGGUGAGACCUGCAGUGGCUGUGAAGCCAGCAGCAGCAAAGCCAGCAGCCGGAAGACCCCCUGCCGCUGCUGCAAGACCAGUGGCCAGCAAGCCCGAGGCCCCCAAGCCACAAGCUGCCAAACCAGCCGCUGCCAAGCCUCUGGUGAAGCCGUCCCGGCUGGUGCAGGUGGCCGAGAUCACGGAGAGCAGUGCCAGGCUGCAGUGGGAGAGGCCUGAGCCCCCGGGACCUUACUUCUACCAUCUCACCGUCACCAUGGCCCCAGACCAGGUCCUGGUCCUGAAGCAGAACCUCACAGCCACGGAGCGUGUCGUCGGGGGGCUGCUGGCGGGGCAGACCUACCACGUGUCGGUAGUCUGCUACCUGCGGACGCAGGUCAGAGCCACCUACCAAGGAACCUUCAGCACCAAGAGACCUCAACCUGCAGCUCUGCAGCCCCCACGCUCAGCCUCCAGCGCGGCCAUCAAUCUCAUGGUGAGCACAGAGCCGCUGGCGCCCACGGCGACAGACAUCUGUAAGCUGCUGAAGGACAUGGGCACCUGCAGGGACUUCGUGGUGAGGUGGUACUACGACGCGAAGACGGGCAGCUGUGCGAGGUUCUGGUACGGCGGCUGCGGCGGGAACGAGAACAACUUUGGCUCCCAGGAAGAGUGCAUGAAGCUGUGUGCGCCAGACUCUCCGCUCCCGAAGCCCGACGUGGAGGUCAUCGGCGGGAAGCCGGAGGUCGAGGUUGAGCACGCGAAGCCCGAGAUGCAGGUCGUGCACGCGGUGGGAAGCUAAGCCGCGUGGCAGGCGGCACUUACCUCUAGCAGCGGGAGCAGCCCCUGUCGGAGCCCGGGCGGGGCUCCCGCGCAUGGCGCCCUCCGUGCUCUGACUGCCACUCGGACGGGGGGCCCUCCUUCUGCCGCAUGACCUGUCAGUAUGGUGCUAUGUGUCUGUGGACCCUCGCCGGCCGCUGCCGCGGCGCAGGUGAAACCCCCGCGGGAGUUGUGUGCCAGGCCCGUUCGGCGGAACGUAAGGUCUGGAAGAGAACCCCAAAGCCACAGCUCCUCUCUGCUUUUGCUGGGCUCCUGUCCCUCUGAUGAGGCGUAGCUUUAGGUGGAAGCCUGCGUGGCCGAGACAGGCCAGGCCGACGUCCCGUUUCCUCCCCCUCCCUGGACCAGUCUUCAAGUUCACGUUCUUUCUCCAACGCCCCCAGCAAGCCACGUAGUUAGAAGGAAGCGAGACCCCUCACCCUCUCCGGCUCUCAACACCUCCGUGAAGGAACGAGAAGGGAAAGUCAUCACACAGACUUCCGGCAUUCCUCCAAUGUUAUGUGAUUUUUUUUUUUUUUUUUGUGCAGGGGGGGUUAAUUUUAAUUUUUAAAUGUUUAGGAAAUUUAUACAAAGGAACUUUUUAAUAAAGUAUAUGGAA